This is a messenger RNA of Uloborus diversus, 4257 nucleotides long. It is a transcript of the gene ste14, whose product is annotated as protein-S-isoprenylcysteine O-methyltransferase-like. Gene Ontology annotation, biological process: C-terminal protein methylation. Bases 1 to 867 code for a protein of 288 amino acids. The transcript has a single exon. NCBI's taxonomy places the organism in Eukaryota, Metazoa, Arthropoda, Arachnida, Araneae, Uloboridae. Gene Ontology annotation, molecular function: protein C-terminal S-isoprenylcysteine carboxyl O-methyltransferase activity. Gene Ontology annotation, cellular component: membrane; endoplasmic reticulum. The record is from RefSeq and is a predicted model, not a curated record.
AUGGCCAUCAGUACGAAUGGCAGAAUUAGUUUGUAUUGUUUUUGUGUCAAUUUAACUGUACUACUUGUCCCUUGUCUCGGAUAUCUCAGUAGAACCCUCAAGUAUGUUGUCGAAGAUUAUUGGAUUAUUAUGUCAAUUGUGUAUUCAGUGGGAAUCCAAGCCCAUUUACACCUUGUAUACAAACGAAGAGGCUAUGCUUACAAAGUUGCUUGGCGCUCCGGUGUUCUCGGCUUCUUCUUCGGCCUAGGAUUGCUCAUCGUAACGCUCGCAGAUCCAUCGUGGUGCAUUUUCGGAUGUUACAUGUCGCUUUUAAGCUUCUUUCACUUUUCCGAAUACCUCACUACGGCUAUAAUCAACCCCAAGUCGCUGAGCUUAGAUUCAUUCUUGCUUAACCACAGCAAAGAAUACUGCAUCGCCGCAUUGUGCAGCUGGUUAGAAUUCUGCACAGAAUGGUACUUUUUCUCACAUUCCAAAGAGAUAAGGUGGUUGAGCGCGCUUGGCUUAUUGUUGUGCGUUGUUGGGGAAUUGAUCAGGAAAGGUGCUAUGUUUACUGCCGGGACGAAUUUCAACCAUAUAAUACAAAGUCAUAGAGAAGAAGGUCAUGUACUUGUAACUCACGGUUUGUAUGCGUGGUGCAGGCAUCCCUCUUAUAUUGGUUGGUUCUGGUGGUCUGUUGGUACGCAAGUUGUACUAUGCAAUCCAUUGUGUAUAAUUGUUUAUGCGGUGGCGUCUUGGCGAUUCUUUCGGCAACGAGUGGUGGAAGAGGAAAUAACUCUGCUGAACUUUUUUGGCGAAGAUUAUGUGAACUAUCAGCGUCGUGUGCCAACUGGUUUGCCAUUUAUUAAAGGUUAUAGAUUAGAACUGUGAAAAGAUCUCAUCAUCAGUUGUAUGCUGAAAUGUUUUCUAUGAAAAACCAGCAAAAGCAAAGUAAUAAGAAAUGAGAACUAGUUUUAAUAUUAAAUUAAGAUUUGUUAAUGUGUGAGUUAAAUGUUAAAAAACAAGUAUACAAGACUUGUUGCAGUUUAGCGUAACUAUUAUAGAAAUGUAAAAUACUGAUUUAUUCUUUCAUGCAGUUCAUACCCAUUGUUCAUUUAGAAUUUUAGGUACAUUUCCGUUAAAAGUAAUCAUUAGGCGCAUUGAUUUAUUUUUUAGCGGUUUUAAUUUAUUAAUAGUUUUUGCUAAGAAUUUCGUAGUUUGCAACAUUCAACAAUUUCAAUUUCUAAAUUCUAGUGUUGCUAAGUUGCUAUAUACUUGAAGAUAUCGUCAAUCGCUUUGAGCAAUUUUUCUAUUGUUGCCCUAGGUAGGAAGUAAACAAGUCGCAAAACUAAGUGAUGUACCUUUAACAGAAAAGUACCAAAAUUUUAAUGCCACAAAAUGUAUCAUUUUCAUAGCACUAGAGUUUUUUAAGCAAUUCAUAGCAAAAUGACAUUUUUGUAUUAUUAUAGUAGGCAAGAUUGCAAUGGCUGCAACCUAGUCAAAGACCUAGUGGAAUUGAUCUCUUACUGUCACUGGUUAUAGAAUCAUAUGUAAUGAAAGCUUUCUUUGCCUUGGGAAACGUCUUGAUUUUACUGUGCAUGUAUAAUCCCUUUGUAGAUUUUUUUAAAAUCAGAAGCAGUCCCUGUAAAAUUUUCAGUGACCCAAGCCCAGUAAACUAUACACUUAACUUCUAUAUGUGUUUAAAGCAUUUUACUACAGAAAAGUUUGUUCCGUCACAAUUAUUUUACAUUUUUCAACAAUUUAAUUGACUUAACUAAUUUUAAAUAAUGCUUUGCCUUUAUAUAUUUUAAUAUUUUUGAUAAUUGUUUGAACUUCAACUGUAAAGUAGGGUUGAAAAGUAACAGUGGUCUGCUGAUCCAGGACCACAAAAUUUCCAUCGGCCCAGAAGAAUAUAAAUUUUAGUGGAUCAUGGGACUAGUGAUGAUGUUUUAUUGCUAUUUUUCGUUCAAAAAUUUUAAAUGCCAUAUAUUUUUUUGAAACUGAAGAAAAAUUUCAAAAAAUAAUUAAAUUCUGCAUUUUCAUGGCCCCAUAAGCCACAAUGGUUAGGAAUCCAUCAGAAGUUAGGAGAGUAUUGAUAAUGUUCUGGCACUCAAAUUCAAAGGUCGUAGGGAGCAGUUUGUAGGUUUAAAUAGUAUUAAUUGCAGCCUUUAAGUAUCAUGUUUCAUUCAAUUUGUGUAGAAAAUUUUUAAUACAGGCUUAUCAUAAGUAGAUAAGCGAGAUUUAUGCCAACAUAUACUGCCAAUUGCUAGUCUUAGUAUCAAAAGCAGCUUGAAAAUGCAAUAUCUUUAUCUCCAUCACCUCCCUGCCUUUUAGUAAAGCCUUAGCAUUGUUAUGUAGCAUGAGGGAGAUGGUGGGUUCAUUCUCAUACUCGCAACUAUGUGGCGUCGUUGUAGAGUACUUCAAAACUAUAUAAAUCUGAAUAUUAUUUUUUUUUUCAAAUGAACUUUUUAUUUCUGAGCUCUGAUUUGUACACAACUAUCUUGAAUUUAUGUGGAAGUAUUGAAAAUGAAAGGAAAGAAAAAAAGCUCCAAGUGAGGGAAGAAAAAAUUUCAUUUUGAAACGGUAUUAUCACGGAGCUAAUCUUGGUUAACCUUGUGGGUUACAUUUUUUUUUUUUAAAUUUGCAUUCAUUGUUGAUUGCUAAAAAAGACUCAUCAGAUCUAGGUGAUUCUUUAUAGUUAAAAAAUGUAUAUUUAAUGAACAGUUAACUUUCGGGAAGACUAAAAAGCGCUGUGCUGUAUUAUACUGUUAAAGUACUCUAUGUCUUGUCUCUAUGCUUGUCUUAAAAAGUUUUAGUUAUGUAAUAAAGUCAUGCUGUAUUAAGAGCUAAUAUUGUGAUAAUUUGCAAACAAGUUGUUGCAAAAGUUGCUCUUUUGUUGCGUUGAGCCUAUUUCCUAGAAAUAGGUAAAUUAUAUAUGUUUCUUUUUUUAAAAAAAUGUUUUACUAAGUGCUAAGUACUGCUUUGAUUUCUUAACAUGUUUAUUUGUUUUUUGUAGCUGAAAAUAUUCUUGAUACACAAUUUUAUAAUUAUGUAAGAAAGUAUAAGAUGAUAGAUAUGACAUGAGAGAGAGAGAAAGAACAUGACAUACUACUUUAGUUUUGACGUAUGUGUUCAAAAGAACUACUCUUAUGUGAUACGUUAUUUAUUAUAACUUAAGAGAGGGCUUCUCAAACUGGGUGUUGUUGCAAUGACGCCAAGUGUCCGGAUUUUGUGGCAAUUCCCUCCAGGGCUUGAAAGGCUUACUGAAGAUUUACAUUACGAAUACAACAACAAUGUUGACUUUGUUAAGAAAGAAACUACAAGUUUUGUUUCACACUAAUGUGAACCUUCAACAAAUGAUCCUUUCAUGAUACGGCAGAUAUCAAGUCGUAAGACAAAUUCUUCUGUCACUUGCUGUAACAUGUCACGAUCAGUGGUUCUUCAUUUUCCAACAAGAUGGUCUCUCCCCCCUCCUGCCAUCUGACAGACAUUCCAUCAAUUUCCUCAAUAACGAGUUACAAAUUGCAAUUUGGCGAUUUUGGAUAGAUUUGAGUGUAGCUACCGUGCUCUCUGCACCUAACACUCCAAGGUCCAAGCGAUUGUUUUAUGGUGUUGCAUCAAAUGGGGAGGGGGGGGGGGGGGUUGAGUUCGUGCCCCAUAAAGCAUGUGAUCUGCAAGUUUUACCCCAAAGAUCAUAACCCAUUUUCUAAGAUUGAUUGUGACAUGUUACAGCGAAGGAAACAAGAGUUACACUUCGGACUUGGUAUCUGCCGCAAUACAAAAGGUUCAUGUAUGGAUCAUUUCGGAAACAAAACCUUGUACAAUUUUAUUCUCCAGCAAAGUCAGUGUUCUUGUUGUAUUGGUUUAUUUCAAUAAGGUUUCCAAGCCCGGGAGAGAAUUUUGAUAUGCAUAUAUCAAAAAAGACUAGGGUGUGGUGAAAAAAUACUUUUCUUAAAGGGUGCCGCAAGUCGGAAAAGUUUGAGAACCCCUUCCUUGUUUUGCUGUUUUUCAUAAAAAAACAAAAAAAUAACUACACAAUUCAUCAUGUUCGGGAAACUUUUCCUAAAUGAAAAUUAUGGAAAAUUUUGGUUAGAAAAUAGGAUCAUCAGCAUUAUGUAUCAACUCAUUUUAUUUUAUUGUUUGUAAUUUAAAUUUGUUGAGGAUUUCAUUCUAUCACUAUUUUAAAUAUAAAAGAAAGCUAGUUUCACAAUAUGUAUGUAAAAUUGUAAAUUUUGUACAUAUAAUGUUUUAGCAAAUAAAGUGAAUGCUUGCUCGAAAAUA